AGUCAUUUAAAGCACAUGUUUUUGUUGACUUUGGAGAUAAUAUUGUCCACAAAUUGGACACAAAUUGGACACAAAUUGGACACCAAUUCAUGUUUUGAUCGAUUGAUUGAAUUAUUAUUAAAUCAAUAAAUAGUUUCACAAAACAAGUGAGAAAUGGGUCGCAAAGUGAAGACCGGAAAACAGCGAAAGGAUCGCUACUAUCACUUGGCAAAGGAGACGGGUUACAGAUCUCGAGCCGCAUUCAAACUGAUUCAACUGAACCGGAAGUUUGAGUUUCUUCAGCGAUCAAAGGUGUUGAUCGAUUUGUGUGCCGCACCGGGAGGUUGGCUACAAGUGGCCCAGAAGUAUAUGCCGGUGUCGAGUGUGGUGGUAGGCGUGGAUUUGGUGCCCAUUAAGUCGAUCCACAACGUGAUCACAAUCCAAGACGACAUCACAACCAAACACUGCAGGAAUGCGUUGAGCAAAGAGCUGAAGACCUGGAAGGCGGAUGUGGUCCUCCACGACGGCGCCGGCAAUGUCGGCAAGAGUUGGCUUCACGACGCCUUCAACCAGAAUCGGCUGACUCUGAGUGCUCUGCAAUUGGCGACAGAGUUCCUGAUGAAAGGCGGAUGGUUUGUGACGAAAGUGUUUCGAUCCAAAGACUACAACUCACUGAUGUGGGUCUUCAAGAAGCUGUUCCUCAAGGUUCACGCCACCAAACCCCAGGCCUCACGUAACGAGUCCGCGGAGAUAUUCGUGGUCUGCCAGAGCUAUACAUCUCCCGACAAAAUCGAUCCCAAGUUCUUCGACCCGUCGUUUGUGUUUGAAGACGUAGAACAGGACGAAGACUCCGAGAAGAAGACGAAAUCCAAUCUUCUGAGACCAGCCAUUAAGCAGAAGAAGGCAAAGGCUGAGGGAUAUGCCGACGGAGACUACACUCUAUACCACAAACUCAAUGCUUCGCUAUUGAUCUCCAGUUUAAAUCACAUCCAGUUAUUGAGUGAUUGCAACGAAAUAAUAAUGGAUACAAAAGAGAUUAAAGAGCACAGACUUACCACUCCUGAGAUCAUAGAGUGCUGUCAAGACGUUAAAGUUCUCGGAAGAAAGGAAUUAAUUGCAUUAAUUGAUUGGCGAAAGAAAUUGAGAGCAGAACUCGUCAAAGAAGAGAAGUCUUUGACAGAAGAGGCAAAAGAGCAGAAUGUGGUCGAAGACGAGGUUAUCUCGGAUGCGGACGAAGUGGACCAAUACAUGGAAGAGGAGGCCAGGGAUGCGAAGAAGAAAAAGAGGAAAAUUCUUAAAGAGAAACGAAAACUAAACGAAAGAAUGAAUUUAAAAAUGAUUUUGAAAAACGACGAAAUCAUUGAAGAGGAGUUGGAAUUAUUUCAGUUGAAGAACAUUAGGAACAAAAAACUUCUCAAUCAAAUCGAGGAAAUCAAUUUGAGUGACGUUGAGGUCGAUGUGGAGGAAGAUAAUGAGAACGGGGAACAGACUUUUAAGAAGAGUGAGAAAGUCUUCUACGAUAAGGACUCACUCAAGAGUGCAAACGAUUACGACGACAGUGGCAACGAAGACGAGGACAAGGAUGAGAGCGAAGGCAUCGGUGAUGAAGACAUUGAAGUCGAACAGAAUAUUGGGAAUCGAGUGGAAGAGAGUGAUGACGAGGACGACGGCUUAGUUGUGGAUCUCGAGGACACUACUGAAGCGAAAAGAAAUAAAACAAAAAUGUUUUUCGAAAACGAUAUCUUCAGGGAUGAGAUGAACGACUCGGACGACGACAUCGAAUUAGAACUGAUUGAGAAUCGAUUGAACCCUAAGAAUAAAACUCAUGACAAGAGAGAGAAGAAACAGAAUAAAAGACAAAUUGAAGACCAAUUGGAAGACAACGAAAGCGUGAGUUCUGACGACGAAAACGAAUUGAAACCAAAGAAUAAGAAACAAAAGAAUGAAAACAAACGGAACGAAAAGUGUCAGAAAGACGUGAAACUGACGCCCGAAGAGCUGGCCAUCGGAACUCUUAUGAUUAGGUCUCAGAAGACUAAACGAGAUAUUCUGGACAACGCGUGGAACCGAUACGUUCACGAAGACGACGAGUUCCUGCCCUCUUGGUUCAGGAAAGACGAGGAGAAGUACUUCAGAAAACCAGUUCCCGUCACACAAGAGAUGGUCAAAGAAUACAAACAACAGCUCCGAGAGAUCAACGCCCGUCCCAUCAAAAAGGUGACCGAAGCCAAGGCCAGGCAGAAGAAGAAGGCGCUCAGGAAACUAGAAAAAGCGAGGAAAAGGGCCGAACAUAUCACUAACGCUCCCGAUAUGACUAACUCAGAGAAGGCUCAACACAUCAAGAGCGCCUAUAAGAGAGCUCUGAAGGGAAACAAGAAGGAAGUGACUUAUGUGGUGACGAAGAAACAUCAGGGAAAGAGAGCCCCUAAAGGAGUGAAGGGUAGGUAUAAAGUGGUCGACUCUCGCAUGAAGAAAGACAAGAAAAACACUAAAACUAACCCCAAAUCCAAGUUUAAUAAGAAGUCGAAACCUAAUAAACAAAAAUCAAAACAAAGACAAAAGCCAUCGAAAUCCAGACGUUAA
Oppiella nova is the source of this 2562-nucleotide messenger RNA. Lineage: Eukaryota; Metazoa; Arthropoda; Arachnida; Sarcoptiformes; Oppiidae. The record is from the annotation of a GenBank genome assembly.